GUGGGGUGUACAUUCAGACCCCCGGUACUUUACUACCGCACGGUCAAGACUGCAGAGAGGCAGAAAGUUUCGGGCAACCCCCACCGAAGCUAGGACUGCGCCACCCCCUGCAGGGACAUGGAGCUGCUGUCGCCGCCACUCCGAGACGUAGACUUGACUGGCCCCGACGGCUCCCUCUGCAACUUUGCCUCCGCAGAUGAUUUCUAUGAUGACCCGUGUUUCGACUCCUCCGACCUGCGAUUCUUCGAGGACCUGGACCCGCGCCUCGUGCACGUGGGCGCGCUCCUGAAGCCCGAGGAACACUCGCACUUCCCUGCGGUCGUGCACCCGGCGCCAGGCGCGCGCGAGGACGAGCAUGUGCGCGCUCCCAGCGGGCACCACCAGGCUGGCCGCUGUCUGCUGUGGGCCUGCAAAGCGUGCAAGCGCAAGACCACUAACGCCGACCGCCGCAAGGCCGCCACCAUGCGCGAGCGGCGCCGCCUGAGCAAAGUCAACGAGGCUUUCGAGACGCUCAAGCGCUGCACGUCCAGCAACCCGAACCAGCGGCUGCCCAAGGUGGAGAUCCUGCGCAAUGCCAUUCGCUACAUCGAAGGCCUGCAGGCGCUGCUGCGCGACCAGGACGCCGCGCCCCCUGGUGCCGCCGCUGCGUUCUACGCGCCUGGCCCGCUGCCCCCAGGCCGUGGCGGCGAACACUACAGUGGCGACUCAGACGCGUCCAGCCCGCGCUCCAACUGCUCCGACGGCAUGAUGGACUACAGCGGCCCCCCGAGCGGUGCCCGGCGGCGGAACUGCUACGAUGGCACCUACUACAGCGAGGCGCCGAGCGAACCCAGGCCGGGGAAGAGUGCUGCGGUAUCGAGCCUCGACUGCCUGUCCAGCAUCGUGGAGCGCAUCUCCACCGAGAGCCCCGCCGCGCCCGCGCUUCUGCUGGCGGAUGCGCCGCCGGAGUCGUCUCCCGGCCCACAAGAAGAGGCCGCCCAGAGCGAGGUCGAGCGCGGCGCCCCCGCCCCUUCCCCGGACACCGCCCCGCAGUGCUCAGCGGGCGCAAACCCCAACCCGAUCUACCAGGUGCUCUGAGGGGGUGGGCGGCCGCAUGGGAGGGCUCCGCUGCCUGCGCGCCCGAGGGAUGGUGCCCCUAGAGUCCCUCGCGCCCAAAAGAUCGAGCUUAAAUGCUAACUCCCACUCCCAACCGCGCUUUAAAAGCGACCCCUCCCGAGUUGGGAGAGGCGGGAGAACGGACGUGUGUUUCCACUCCCGCGCUCCACAGUAAGGACACAGUCCUUUUCCACACAACACCCUUCCCUGACACUCGCGGCGAUGGUCUUUAGGUGUUCCUCCUUGAGGGGCCAGACCCUUCCUCUUCCUUACCCCGAUUCCCUGGGCGGGGUGGGACCCGCGCAGACCUAAGCCCCGCCUCCGGACGCCAGUGCGGCUGAAGGGGGCGUGGCCUCCCUCCCAGAGCCCCGGGCGGCUUUGCUCUUCCCCAGCGCCCGCGGGGCGCGCUGGCGUUCCGCGUGUAACAAGUGUAACAGUAACCACUUCACCCCCUCCCCCAGUUCAGGACCACUUUUUGUAAUACUUUUGUAAUCUAUUCCUGUAAAUAAGAGUUGCUUUGCCAGAGCAGGUGCCCCUAGGGCUGUAUUUAUCUCUGAGGCAUGGUGUGCGGUGCGACAGGGACUUUGUACGUUUAUACGGCAGGUGGGUGAGCCGCAGGCGCUCGCUCAGGUGUUCGAAAUAAAGACGCUAAUUUAUA
Molecule: messenger RNA, 1753 nt
Organism: Leptonychotes weddellii (Weddell seal)
Lineage: Eukaryota; Metazoa; Chordata; Mammalia; Carnivora; Phocidae
Gene: MYOD1
Product: myogenic differentiation 1
Biological process (GO): skeletal muscle cell differentiation; positive regulation of myoblast differentiation; regulation of transcription by RNA polymerase II
Molecular function (GO): RNA polymerase II cis-regulatory region sequence-specific DNA binding; protein dimerization activity; DNA-binding transcription factor activity, RNA polymerase II-specific
Source: RefSeq, a predicted model, not a curated record